GAGUGUAGUGUAGUGUGCUGUUUCUCCAGUAGAAGUCGCUGCUUUCACUGUUUUCAUCGCAGCAGCACUUUUAGAGGAAGAAAGCAACCGGACGGCUCACACACGCCGAUAACCUACCCAAACCUCCAAAAACCACUUGAAUUUAUAUUUUAGAGCAAAAAUGACGACUGCACCAUAUAACUAUUCCUAUAUUUUCAAAUAUAUCAUUAUUGGUGACAUGGGGGUUGGAAAGUCAUGUUUACUGCACCAGUUCACAGAAAAGAAAUUUAUGGCUGACUGUCCUCAUACAAUUGGUGUUGAGUUUGGCACACGGAUAAUUGAAGUGAGCGGGCAGAAGGUGAAGCUUCAGAUUUGGGACACGGCAGGGCAGGAGAGAUUCCGUGCUGUCACACGCAGCUACUACAGAGGAGCCGCCGGGGCCCUCAUGGUGUAUGACAUCACCAGGCGAAGCACGUACAACCACCUCAGCAGCUGGCUGACUGAUGCCAGGAAUCUCACCAACCCCAAUACUGUGAUCAUUCUAAUUGGUAACAAAGCAGACCUAGAAGCCCAGCGUGAUGUCACAUAUGAAGAGGCCAAGCAGUUUGCUGAAGAAAAUGGUUUGUUAUUCCUUGAGGCAAGCGCAAAAACAGGUGAGAAUGUGGAGGAUGCUUUCCUUGAAGCUGCAAAGAAGAUCUACCAGAACAUUCAAGACGGCAGCCUGGACCUGAACGCUGCCGAAUCAGGGGUCCAGCAUAAGCCUACCGCACCCCAGGGUGGGCGGCUCAGCAGCGACGCACAGCCUCAGAAGGAGGGCUGCAGCUGUUAAUGACCAUGGAGACUUCACUCUCUCUCUUUCUCUAUUACCCCCCCCCCAGAUCUCACCUCUGCCUCCCUCUGUGUCUAAAUGUCUCUCCCCUUCCAGUAUGAUUGCUCAUGGAGACUGGGGCCAGAUGGCUUCUGCGUGAUGGAGUUGUAAUAUAAUUCAUGCUCUCUUCUUUCCCACCUCCCCUUCUGUCUUCCCUCACUUGUUUUGCUUGUUUCUCAUACGCACACAUCCCAGUGCUCCCAUUAAGCACUCAUGGGAGGACAGCUCCUCCGCUGAACACUAAUCCUGAAGAGAGAAGAUGAUUGUCGAUAAACUGAAGAAAUGCUGGGUUUAUCCUUUACAGACGUGAUGUGCAUAACUAUAAACUAAACAUCUCAUGUACAGGAGCUGUCUGAAUAUUAGAGUAAUGUAAAUGAAAUGGAAAUAUUGGCAAACGUUAUUCGUGUUGAAGUGAUCAGGAGGACAUGCAUCAACAUUGUAUGUAACAUUUUGUUAAAAAUCUAAAACUGAAAUAUUGUAUUCUGUUUUAAAUUAGAGUUUUUGCAGUUCACAUCCAAUCACCAAAUAUUUAUCCCUGUUUGUACCUAUUCAGGAAAUAAUAUACAUGUACUAUACAAGAUUAGUAUUGUUUUGAGAAGAAUCUCAAUGGAAGGUCCAUUGUAAAAAAAAAAAAAAAAAAAAAUCAUCUUUGGUCGUUUCAGACGCAGUUAUUUUAACUUAGUAACUGUUAUAGUAAUAUAUUGAAGAGAAUGGGACGUAUUUUAUGUCCUGAAGAAUGUUUUCCGCACUUUGCAGUUUUGAUUUGGUUUUUCCGAGGGCCUGGAGCUGGUUAAGUCUGAGAGGUUUCAGAUCCCCUUUGGUCUGUUUUUGAGCAUCUGUAAUAUUUCGACAUCACAAUAGCUUAAGAAACAGACCAGCAGGAGAAACGUACCAAAUCUUCAGGCCCUGCAAAUCGUCAUCAUAUCAAGAUAGUCAUAUUGUUUUUACAUUGAUAAUUUCAGUUGCCUUAUGAUUUGCUUUUGUUCACUCUGAUGUGCUGCCCAUUUUAUUCAUAAUCCUCUUGUAGCUUUUAUCGAAAGAAUUCCAGCAAUUCACUUGUAAUAGAUAUUUUGCCUUUUCAAAACAUUCCAUUAAAUUGAUUUCCAAACACUGA
Molecule: messenger RNA, 1961 nt
Organism: Megalobrama amblycephala (Wuchang bream)
Lineage: Eukaryota; Metazoa; Chordata; Actinopteri; Cypriniformes; Xenocyprididae
Gene: rab14
Product: RAB14, member RAS oncogene family
Exons: 8
Coding region: 161-808 (215 amino acids)
Biological process (GO): Golgi to endosome transport; endocytic recycling; defense response to bacterium
Cellular component (GO): phagocytic vesicle; trans-Golgi network; recycling endosome
Molecular function (GO): GTP binding; GTPase activity
Source: RefSeq, a predicted model, not a curated record